Molecule: messenger RNA, 2418 nt
Organism: Serendipita indica DSM 11827
Lineage: Eukaryota; Fungi; Basidiomycota; Agaricomycetes; Sebacinales; Serendipitaceae
Source: the annotation of a GenBank genome assembly
AUGAGUGCUCGCAAAAAGGUUCGAAGAGAUGAUGGAACGUCUUCAAAAAAACCAGUAUGGAUAGAUGACCAAGACAAGGACUCUGAAGAGGAACACCUGGAAGAUAUGCUCUUCGGAAGCAAGUCAUUCAAGCAGAGCCAUCGUUUGCAAGACGAGAUUACUGGUUUGGAGCAUGUAGAAGAUUCAGACUUAUUCUUUUUCGACACUGGUGCGGUCAAGUCUCGCAGUGAGAGGAAUGAAGAGAGCAACGACGACAGCGAUAGCGACGAUGAGAUGCAAAGUGACCGACGCAGUGAAGCUCCAGUCACGCCCAAGACCCGUGAUUCGUUGCGACCCAAGGCAAACGGCCCCGUCUGGGAGGAUCCAGACGACCAGCAACUACAGAUCUCGAUCUCUUCGGAUAGACGCCUACGAAAGCUCAGAAUAGACCAGUCCGAAGACGUAAUUACAGGCAGUGAAUAUGAACAAAGGCUACGACAGCAGUUUGAAACCAUUAAUCCACUACCAGAAUGGGCUGCAAAAGCAAGGCGUAAGCGCACGAGGGAUGAGAUGGAAGGCCAUGACGGUGUGAUUAUCAAUUCAACCACUGGUGGAAUCUUGUCUACUGGGAUCAAGAGCCUGGAAAAAGGGUCGCUUGAAGUCGAACGCUUACGGGAUGCGAAUCAAGCAAGCCCGACAGAAGGCGAUGUCAAGUCCAUCAUGUUCCACCCAUCUCCGACGGUUUCUUUGUUGCUAAGUGCUGGAGGAGACCGGCGACUGAAGCUCUUCACCGUCGACGGCCACACAAACCCGCUGCUGCAAACCGUCCAUAUUCCAUCUCUUCCUAUAUCCUCUGCCGUGUUUCACCCUUCUGGAUCGUCGAUACUUCUCACUGGACCACGACCAUUCUUCUUCAACUAUGAUCUACAAUCUGGAGCCUGCACGAGAUCACCUCGGGGUCUCUGGGGCACAUUUGCCUCAAAACCCGAUGACGUUGAUAAAUCCCUCGAGAUCAAUGCGUUUUCGCCAUCGGGUGAAGUUUUGGCUGUGGCUGGGAGGCGAGGUUAUGUUCACCUUGUGGACUGGACUGUCGGAAGUCCGCAAGUCGUCGCCUCGCUGAAGAUGAACACACCAGUCAAAUCGUUAUGGUGGAACACCGCAUCGAGCAGCAAUAUGGAACUUUGCUCCCUUGGCGAAAACUCGGAGGUAUAUGUUUGGGAUGUGCGCUCGCGGGCCUGCCAAGCACGAUGGAAGGACGAUGGAGGCUAUGGAGCCACUACCAUUGUUGGAUCACCAAACAACGAGUAUACGGCUAUAGGAUCAAAGUCAGGGCUAGUAAACGUCUACGACUCGCGCAGAUCAUCAGAACCCAAACUUCUUAAAGCUAUAGGGAAUCUCACGACGGCAAUUUCUUCCCUUCAUUUUAACCAUUCGUCUGAACUUCUGGUAAUGUCUUCUCGCUUGAAGAAGUCCCAGCUUCGACUAGUCCAUUUACCUUCGCUCACCGUCUUCUCCAACUGGCCAACAUCUAGUACACCGGUGGGCAAGGCCACUGCGACGGCGUUUUCUCACAACAGCGAAUACCUCGCGAUUGGAAACUCUCGCGGUCGAGUCUGCUUGCUCGCGAUGAAGGUCGCAUCCCUUCUUUUCUUUGCGGGUGUUUUCGCAAGUGUUCAAGCUGAAACGGUCAACGAAGUGCUCAGGCGCUCUGGGGUUGUCAUUUCUGAGUGCAAGCUGCCCAAGACCGCCGCUCUAACUUUCGACGACGGGCCCAACCAAUACAAUGUGGAUAUUGGGACGACGCUUCGGAAGUACGGCGCUAAAGGCACAUUCUUCAUUUGCGGAAACCUAUACCAUUGCAUUUACGACUAUGCGGAUAGUGUUCGCAAGUUGUUCCUCCAAGGCCACCAGAUUGCCUCACACUCGUGGAGUCAUCCCGAUUUAGCGAAAUUAAAUGUCUCUGCCAUUACUGCCGAGCUGGAAAAGACGGAUCAAGCCAUCCAAGAUAUAAUUGGCUUCAGACCUGCGUAUAUGAGGCCGCCGUAUGGCUCUUACAACGACAAUGUCACCGCGGUAGCAAAGGCGAGAGGCCAGGACGUCGUAAUCUGGAACUUUGACUCUCAAGACUGGAAUAGUCUCACUGCUAACCAGAGUGAGACACGCUAUAGCGACUUUGUGGCGACCAAACCCAAUACGGUGCUCGCGUUGAACCAUGAGACGUACAAUACUACGGCUCAUGAAGUGUUACCCUAUGCGAUAAAACUGCUGCAAAAGAACGGAUACAGACUCGUCACCGUCGCGGAAUGCGUUGGUGGCAAGCCGUAUCUCCCUCCCAAGCCUCCCAAGCCUCCGCACUUGCCUCCUCCACCCCCGCACUCGCCCCCUCAUGGGCAUUUGCCCAGACACUUCCUCGAUGUCAGAGGAAAGACUUGCUCGUAA